AUGCGCGCCAGAAGCCCUACCAGAUACCCACAUGCAGGCCACGCCGGACAAGACGUCUUGACGGCGGCACGCGGAGGAAUCGGCCGUCGAGAUACGGUGGUGGACACGGAGGAAACGCCGCUGUUGCCAGGCGCGAAUGGUGGCAAUGGGAAGAAAACACCGGACGAGGAAGAGCUGGAGCUGGACUCGCUGCCCUGGUACCGGCGGCCUUCGAUAUACUGGAUGCUGCCGGUCUUCUUCGUGUCGACGCUUGCGUUUGGCGGCAUCAUCGUGCCCAAAUUGAACCUCAUUCUCUCGCUCAUAUGCCGCGAGUUCUUCGCCGACGAGUCUGCAAAAGACCCAACGUUCAAGUACCUUCCAGUGGUCCUUAUGGGAGAUAAUCCACAAUGCCGGAACCCGGAGGUACAGUCGGAGGUAGCGCAGUUUACGCUGUACGGCAAUCUUCUGGCGGGUUUGCUGUCCGCCAUCACCUCGCCCAAGCUCGGCGCGCUGUCCGACCGUUACGGCCGUCUGCCCAUUAUGGUCUUGACGAGCUUCGGCAUGCUGGCGAGCGAGGUGCUCGUCAUCUGCGCGGCAAAGUACCCGGAGACGUUCUCGGUAAACUGGAUUCUGCUGGGCUACGCGCUGGACGGCUUAUUCGGGUCCUUCAUCGCCGCGCUAGCCAUUGCACACUCGUAUGCGACCGACUGCACGCCCGCCGCCAAGCGCAGCGUCGUCUUCGCCUACUUCCACGCCGCCCUCUUCACCGGCAUCGCCCUCGGCCCCAUCAUCGCCGCCUACAUCAUCAAGGCCAUGGGCUCGGUGAUAUCCGUCUUCUACAUCGCCAUAGGCGUGCAUGCCGCGUUCCUGCUCUUCACCGGCCUCAUCAUGCCCGAGUCGCUGAGCAAGACGCGCCAGCGCGCCGCGCGCGAGAAGCACGCCCUUGAUCGGCUGGCGGCCGGCCCGUCGUCCGACUGGAUCAAUCGCAUCCGCCACUUCAAUGUGCUCGAGCCGCUCAAGAUCCUGUAUCCCAAGGGCCCGGGAAGCAGCCCCGCACUGCGACGGAACUUGUUGUUGUUGGCGGCCGUGGAUACGACCAUUUUCGGCGUGGCGAUGGGAUCUAUGACGGUCGUCAUCAUCUACACGAACUAUGCCUUUGCGUGGGGCAACUUCGAGACGGCACGGUUCGUGUCUAUCGUUAAUAUUUCUCGUGUCUUUUGCCUCGUGGUUCUUCUGCCCAUUGCAACGCGUCUGGUGCGCGGGCGGCGCAGCAGCAGCAGCCCCUCAUCCCCCUCUUCAUCCACCGAAGCCAACACAUCCAAAACCAAGUACCAGCACACGGGCUGCGACAACCUCGACCUGGCCGUCAUCCGCGUGGCCAUCUUCUUCGACUUCCUCGGCUACCUAGGCUACGCCCUCUCGCGCAGCGGGACCGCCUUCCUGGCCUCGGGCACCAUCGCCGCGCUCGGCGGCAUCGGCUCUCCGACACUGCAGUCUGCGCUGACAAAGCACGUCCCCGCCGACCGGACGGGGCAGAUGCUGGGUGCGGCGGGCUUGCUGCAUGCGCUGGCGCGGGUGGUGGCGCCCACCGUGUUCAAUGCCGUGUAUAGCCUGACGGUGGGCAAGUUUAGCCAGGCCGUAUUUGUGUGCUUGGCGGUGCUGUUUGGAGGCGCGUUUGUGUGUGCUUGGGGCAUUAAGGCGGGGUUGCGGUUGGAGGAGGAAGACGCGGUUGAUGUGGUGGGUGCGGAGGAGGACGCUGAGGAUGCUGAUGUGGCGGUGGUGGGGUAA
Messenger RNA from Aplosporella prunicola CBS 121167, 1767 nucleotides. RefSeq lists its product as uncharacterized. NCBI's taxonomy places the organism in Eukaryota, Fungi, Ascomycota, Dothideomycetes, Botryosphaeriales, Aplosporellaceae. Gene Ontology annotation, biological process: transmembrane transport. The record is from RefSeq and is a predicted model, not a curated record. Gene Ontology annotation, molecular function: transmembrane transporter activity. The transcript has 2 exons. Gene Ontology annotation, cellular component: membrane. The coding region runs from base 1 to 1767 and encodes 588 amino acids.